AUACGUAUCUUUUCAUUUACUUAUAAAUACUGGACUUCACUUAACUUCUAAUGCAUUCACCAAAGAUCUACGCUAUAAACUAUUUAGGUUUUAGACAGCCUUACUGCAUACUCAAUGGAGUUUAAUCUCUUCCGUUUCUUUGCACUUCUUUCAGUAGCAUUUGUGGCAAGUCACGCAGCUCGAACUUUUGAAGAUUACUGGAGAUCAGUUUUGCCAGACACUCCGAUGCCUAAAUCCAUUAGUGGACUUCUUCAAUCUCCUGAUCAGCACACCGGCAAAGGUGACAUAGUAGUCAAGUCGGAGAACAAAGGAAAGCCUGUUUACGUUGGAGUCAAUCCGGUCCUAAGCCCCUUCGACUAUCUUUAUGCUGCCUCUGUAAAUCAGCUUCAUAGUAAUCCCAAUGUAGCCCUCUUUUUCUUAGAAGAAGAUUUACUCCAAGGAGCCGACAUGAAUCUACAUUUUACCAAGUCCACUACUCCAACACAUUUCUUGCCUCAAAACAUUGCGGACUCGAUCCCAUUCUCGUCCAUUAAACUACCAGAAAUACUAAGUAAAUUUUCCAUAAAACAGAACACAUUAGAAUCAGAAACAAUAAAGAACACAAUCAGUGAAUGUGAAGCGCCAGGAAUCAAAGGCGAAGAGAAGUACUGUGCAACGUCACUGGAGAAAAUGAUCGAGUUCACCACUUCUAGAUUGGGGAAAAAAGUGAAGGCACUGUCUACAGAUGUUGAAAAAGAGAGUGAAAUGCAGAAGUAUAGAAUUCUUGGAUCAGAAAAAUUGGGAGAAAAGGUCGUGGUUUGUCACAAGCAAAACUACGCAUAUGCUGUGUUUUAUUGCCACAAAACAAACAACGUUAAGGCAUAUACAGUUUUCCUUGUUGGAAAUGAUGGAACAAAAGCGAAAGCAGCAGCUAUUUGCCACACAGAUACUUCCUCUUGGAAUCCUAAACAUUUGGCGUUUCAGGCGCUCAAUGUUAAGCCCGGAACUGCUCCAGUUUGCCAUUUUCUUCCUGAGGAUCAUCUCGUUUGGGUUCCAUAUUAAAUAUUUCUGCUUGAAAUAGUUAUAUACUUAUAUGUGAUGUGUUAUAAGCUUUCCUUUUAAACUGUUUAUGAUCUUGAAGUAAUGAAGCGCCAGCUGCUGCGUGAUCAUGUAAACCUUAUACAUGACGUUUGUCUGCACUUUUUAUGUGUAAGGAUUGUACUUAUAAGAACGGAUCCACGAUCCAUUCACUGGCUAUAAUAAUAUCAGUUCACGUAUUUAAUCA
This is a messenger RNA of Daucus carota subsp. sativus, 1264 nucleotides long. RefSeq names its product BURP domain-containing protein 3. NCBI's taxonomy places the organism in Eukaryota, Viridiplantae, Streptophyta, Magnoliopsida, Apiales, Apiaceae. The transcript has 3 exons. The coding region runs from base 115 to 1041 and encodes 308 amino acids. The record is from RefSeq and is a predicted model, not a curated record.